This is a messenger RNA of Drosophila takahashii, 1173 nucleotides long. RefSeq names its product putative gustatory receptor 59d. Gene Ontology annotation, biological process: sensory perception of taste. The record is from RefSeq and is a predicted model, not a curated record. Lineage: Eukaryota; Metazoa; Arthropoda; Insecta; Diptera; Drosophilidae. Gene Ontology annotation, cellular component: membrane.
AUGCUUGUCCUAGUGAAAUGGUGUUUAAAAAGCUCAUAUUUAUACGGACGACUUACUGGCGUAAUAAAUUUCGAAUUCGACUUUAAAAAGGGUCAAUCGGUGGCCACCAAUAGAACUACAAUAUGUUCGGCCUUUUCGCAUUUACUAUUGUUCACAUUGCUCAUUGGCCACGCAAUGACGACACAAUCUAUGUCUAUGAUGUGGAAAUACGCCAACUCUCUUCACGAAUACGUGUUCGUGGUUAUAGCGGUCUUUCGAUUAACAUGUGUCUUUCUGGCUUUAGUCAGUCGAUGGUCUCAACGUCGGACUUUUAUGCAAAUCUUCAACUCGUUCUGGAGUCUUUAUCAAAACAAUCCAAGGAUAAUCCAGUUUUGCCAAAGGGGCAUCGUUAGCAAAUACUUUUGUGUCACAGUGGCGGAGGCCUUUCAAGUUAUAGUUACCCUUACUCUGAUGCGAAAUAGACUAACCUUUGCCCUGGCUCUACGCAUUUGGGCAGUUUUGAGUCUGACGGCCGUCAUUAAUGUGAUUAUUAUGCAGUAUUUUAUUACCAUUGCGAGUAUUCGAGGACGCUAUAUCCUUCUGAAUAAGGAUUUACUAAUGGUUGUAGCCGAAACGCGAUCCCUGUAUCCCAAUCGAAGUGGAGUUUUCGUAACCAGAUGUUGCUCUCUCGCCGAUCGCCUGGAAGAAAUCGCCACCGAGCAAGCUGAUUUACAGAAGCUCACGGAACAUUUAUCAAAAGCUUAUCAGGGUCAAGUCGUCUGCCUGGCCAUUAGUUACUAUCUCAAUAUGGUGGGAAGUUUCUACUUACUGUUUAGCACCAUAAAAUAUAAGGGUCUAACGGAUAACUCGUCAAUGUUAGUUACAAUUUGCACCUGUGCCUAUUUUGUUUUUUAUUAUAUCGAUUGCUGCCUAAACGCACUAAAUAUACUUUAUCUUUUGGACGAACACGAUAAGAUGGUCAAACUACUGGAUCAACGGACUCUUUUUCGUCCAGGCUUGGAUGACAGAUUGGAAAAAGUGUUCGAAGACUUUAUUCUAAACCUGUCAACAAAUCCACUUAAACUACGAUUUUUGGGCUUAUUUGAAAUCGAUCGUAUAUCAUUAUUUGCUCUAGGCAACUCCCUAUUAACACAUUCCUUACUGCUCAUCCAAUAUGAUGUAGAAAAUUUCUAA